AUGUCAUCGCAUGGAUCUGAAGCAGUACUGCUGCUGCUGAUUCUAUGCUUCGCAAGAGCAUCAUGGUGUUGCGUUUGCGUACCGGAACGGUUGUGCCCUGCGCCGGAUGUAGAUUUGCGGCUCGUCGACAGUGAUUGCCCACCUGGGGAGUUGUGCUGUGAUGAUCCGAUGGUGGAACAACCUGCUAUUAACACCGGUGGACAACAUCCAGCAGACUCGUGUAAUGGUGUGUGCGUAAUGGACGAAAGCCAAUGUCCGGACUCCGAUUUGUACGAUGAGUAUGGUUCGGAUACGCUCGAUAUACGCCUUGUGGCAGACGGUGAUGAGUGUCCUCGGGAUUAUAUCUGCUGCGGCACUUCCACCAUGCCUCCCAAAGUGCCCCAAAUCUGUAAUGGAACUUGUGUGGCGCCCACAAUGUGCACGAUGUUUGAACCAUCCGCUGGCGAAGGUUGUCCAGCGGACCAAGUGUGCUGUCGAAUGAAUCGGAUAUCAUGGUCCGAGCUCGUGAACGAUAUUAACUCCAUGGAUUUAGGCCACACUCGCGAACCACCGAGCACGUCUGAUCGUUGCGCUGUUACGAUGGGGAAUUCCUUUGAACGACUCGCAACUCCAGCAUGGUUUUUGUCCAUCUGGGCACAGGUAGAGGUGGCACAAGGCUUCUUUAGCGAUCAGUACCUCUGCGCCGGUGCACUUCUUUCGCCGGACCUUGUGCUUACACUGUCCAGCUGCGUGGAGCGCAUAUCCCCGGAUCGUCUCUUUGUGAACCUUGGCGACGAUGACCUUUCGAACCGGUUUUUGCUGCAGGACAGCAAUAUAUACACGAUCGAGAAGGUGACCACGCACGAGGACUACAGAGUGGAUCCAGUUCGCCGAAAUGUAGCACUGUUGCAUCUGACCACCAAAAUCCGACGAAACGCAUCGUCCUGUUUCGCAACCUUCACCGAGAAGAGGCCAACGAGCGGCGGAUGCUACAUCGUCGGUUGGAACAAGGAUGCACUCGCUUCCGGAACGGAAGCUGUACCUCGUCGGUACCAAACGACACUCGGCGAAGACUCGGCCAACGAUCUCGGGGGCUGUAUGUCCGAUUUGGUGUGUUUUUCAAAUGGAGCAAACUGUGACGAUCGCUCGAUGAGCAGUGCUGCACUGCUGUGCGAUCAAGAAGGGGGAUUGGUUGGAUUACACGCACUACUCCUUAGUAACUGCACGGGGUUGCCGUUGCAGAGCCUCGCGAACUGGAUCGAUCAUCAGAGAGAUCCAUCCUUUGUCCAGAAAGUACAACCUCCCGUACCUUCGCGUAAUUAUCUUCCCUUGUAG
Messenger RNA from Anopheles darlingi, 1314 nucleotides. RefSeq lists its product as uncharacterized. Gene Ontology annotation, biological process: proteolysis. Bases 1 to 1314 code for a protein of 437 amino acids. Lineage: Eukaryota; Metazoa; Arthropoda; Insecta; Diptera; Culicidae. The transcript has 2 exons. Gene Ontology annotation, molecular function: serine-type endopeptidase activity. The record is from RefSeq and is a predicted model, not a curated record.